GGACACGUGACUGCGCGGGCGGCCGCGCUUUACGGCGCCGCGCGACAGUUCCCGGUGCUGUGCCCUCGGCUCGCCAUGGCGUCCGGCAGCGGGACCAAGAACCUGGACUUCCGCAGGAAGUGGGACAAGGAUGAGUACGAGAAACUGGCGGAGAAGCGGCUCACGGAGGAGAGGGAGAAGAAAGAUGGCAAACCAGCUCAGCCUGUCAAAAGGGAACUCCUGCGGCACCGGGACUACAAAGUGGACCUGGAAUCCAAGCUGGGGAAAACCAUUGUCAUCACCAAAACUACCCCUCAGUCAGAGAUGGGAGGGUAUUACUGUAAUGUAUGUGACUGUGUGGUGAAGGAUUCCAUCAACUUCUUGGAUCACAUCAAUGGCAAAAAACACCAGAGGAAUCUGGGCAUGUCCAUGCGGGUGGAGCGCUCCACGCUGGACCAGGUGAAGAAACGCUUUGAGGUGAACAAGAAGAAGAUGGAGGAGAAGCAGAAGGAUUAUGACUUUGAGGAGAGGAUGAAGGAACUCCGUGAGGAGGAGGAGAAGGCCAAAGCCUACAAGAAGGAGAAGCAGAGAGAGAAGAAGAGGCGGGCAGAGGAAGAUUUGACCUUUGAAGAGGAUGAUGAAAUGGCAGCUGUGAUGGGUUUCUCUGGUUUUGGCUCAACCAAAAAGAGCCACUGAACAGCUCUGGACUCUCCUCUUUCUCUAAACAGCUUGUUUUUACCCAGGGAACUCUGGAUAACUCUUCAAAGACUUGAUUGAGGACUUGUAUGUAAAUCUCCCAGUAGAAGUUGGCUGGAAGAGUUGAAAAGCAAUUCCAUACUCUACCUGUGCUGCAGAUCAAGCUCUGCCUCUCAUUAGCUUCCCUUCUCCUUCUGUGUCCUAGAUCUGGCUGCUCUGUGGCCGUGUGUGUGCAGGGAAGUGCUCUGUUGGGUACAUUUUUUUGUCAAUAAAGUGCACAUUCUGCACAGGUGGCCUGGUUCAGGAUUAAUCUAGUUGUCAACCAGGCCCUACUUGUCACCCAAGCUAUGUUUGAGAUGCUGGGAGGGAUUCACUUGCUUUUAGGCUCAUAAUGAAGGAAAUGUGCCACAGCAAGCAGUGUGAGAGGUGCAUCUUUAUGGCUUGUGCUGAGCAGAGCUGGUGGCUGCAUGGAGUCUGGGUUGCUGAAACUUUUCUGUGUGUUUUUUUCUGCAAGGGAGACUUCCCUCUUUUUCUUUGUGUUUUAGCCCAUAAUUUCAGUAUCUUUGAGGAAGGGGAGAAAUUCCUCCCCAUGACUGGUCUAGGAUAGAGCCAAUGGAAGAAAGGUGUGUACAAUUUACCAGAAAUAAAUGGAAUGUUUUAAUGGGCC
Molecule: messenger RNA, 1342 nt
Organism: Melospiza georgiana
Lineage: Eukaryota; Metazoa; Chordata; Aves; Passeriformes; Passerellidae
Gene: ZMAT2
Product: zinc finger matrin-type 2
Exons: 6
Coding region: 76-675 (199 amino acids)
Biological process (GO): mRNA splicing, via spliceosome
Cellular component (GO): U4/U6 x U5 tri-snRNP complex; spliceosomal complex
Molecular function (GO): zinc ion binding; nucleic acid binding
Source: RefSeq, a predicted model, not a curated record